Molecule: messenger RNA, 2298 nt
Organism: Hippoglossus stenolepis (Pacific halibut)
Lineage: Eukaryota; Metazoa; Chordata; Actinopteri; Pleuronectiformes; Pleuronectidae
Gene: orc5
Product: origin recognition complex, subunit 5
Exons: 13
Coding region: 628-2007 (459 amino acids)
Biological process (GO): DNA replication initiation; DNA replication
Cellular component (GO): nucleus; nuclear origin of replication recognition complex
Molecular function (GO): DNA replication origin binding
Source: RefSeq, a predicted model, not a curated record
AAUAAUACUAAUGGUAAUAACAUACUUUGUUUUUACUAAAUUUAUUUAAAAUCGUUUCUCUCCAAUUGCAUCAUUAUACAACAAUUAUAAUAUUCCCAUAUUGUGUAAAAUUUGGUGUCAUGUUUGAUUCAAUUCAAAUCUAACAGUAAACGCAGUGAUUUUUUUUUUUACCUUUAAUGCACAACGUCCUUUUAUUUUGAAGGGUUUCGUUUCAAGGGUUACUACAUUACCCACAAUGCAGCAGUGAGAUCUGAUUGGCUGGUAAGUGAACGUCGUCAUGUGACGUAAUCUGAAGGCGCGCGGGAAUCUGACGUGUGUCUCUUCGCUCGUGUGUUUGUUUGUAACUUUCAAAACUCUGGAUUUCUCUAAGUUUAACGUUUAUUUAACGUUUUAUUUUGAGUCAUGGAUGUUUCCUCAGCUCUCUGUCGUGUUCACGGGGAAUAGUUCCCGACACUUUCCCCGGUUUGGCCCGUUUUAACCCCCCCCAGUUCGUCGCCUCCUGCCCCGCAGGUCGGACGCUCUGUGUCCGGGGCAGUGACGAGCUACACGCUGGUUGAGUUGUUGUUGUUGUUGUUGUUGACGGUGGAAUAAGCAGGCGAAGGAGGUAGAAGGAGCAGGAGCAGGAGGAUGUCAGCGCUGUCACAACACCCGGGACACGAGGAGGAGAAGCUGCAGCGGGUCAGAGAGCAGCUGCCCUGCAGAGAGAACCAGGCCGGGCUGCUGCUCUCCCUCCUCGGGCAGCCGCAGCAGUACAGUUACCCUUCCAUCUUCAUCUACGGUCAUCGGGCCUCGGGGAAAAGUCACGUGAUGCAAGUUCUGCUGAAGGAGCUUGAGCUGCCUCACGCCACCGUCAGCUGUGUCGAGUGCGUCUCCAACUCGCUGCUGUUUGAACAAGUGCUGCUCUCCCUCUUUGGCUGCGAGGCCGCCGCGCUGCUCGCCCGCACCCCGUCGCUGUCUGACUUCGUACGCAUCUACAGGCAGCAGUGCUCCCAGUCUCCUGCCACACAGACGCGAUACAUCGUGAUGGAAAAAGCGGAGCUGCUGAGAGACGCCGACGCCAAUCUCCUCCCCGCCCUCCUGCGUCUUCAGGAGCUGGUUGAGGACAACAUCACCGUCAUCCUGCUCAGUGAAAUCUCCUGGGACAAGUUCAGACCCAACACGGGUUGUUUUGAGCCGCUUCUGCUCCACUUCCCCGACUACAGUAAAGGCGAGCUGCAGCAGAUCUUAUCACAGGACAGACAUCCCUCAUAUUCAGCCGAGUUUUACUCGUCCUACGUCAACAUCCUGCUGGGAGUCUUUUACUCGGUGUGUCGGGACCUCAGAGAGCUUCGCCAUCUGGCUGCCCUCAACUUUUCAAAGUACUGCGAGCCAUUGGCAGAAGGGAAAGUGAAGGAGACGGACACACACAAGCUGUGGAGAAACAUCGAGCCUCAUUUGAAAAAAGCCAUGCAGACGGUUUAUCUUCGAGAAGUGUCCAGUCUUCAGUGGGAGCAGAUGCAGCAAAUGGAAGAGAAGGAAGCCGGAGCCUUGAGAGGUUUAUCUGCUCACACUCAUGUUGAGCUGCCUUAUUACUCCAAGUUCCUGCUGAUCGCUGCCUACCUGGCGUCCUAUAACCCUGCCCGAGCAGACAAACGCUUCUUCCUCAAGCACCACGGCAAAAUCAAAAAGACAAACUUCCUGAAGAAAAAUGAAAAGACUAGUAACCAUCUGCUUGGACCCAAGCCGUUCCCUCUGGACCGCCUGCUCGCCAUUUUCUACAGCGUGGUGGACAGCAGGGUCGCCCCCACCGCCAGUAUUUUCUCCCAGAUCUCCUCUCUGGUGACCUUACAGCUGCUGUCUCAGGUCAGUCACGACGACCAGCUCGACGCCCCCAAGUACAAAUGUGCCGUUUCUUUGGACUUCAUCUGCGCCAUAUCCAGGUGUGUGCUCCUCUUUGUUCUCACACAUGAUUUAAACGGACUGAAUUCUUUCAGGGAACUGACCUUUUACAGUGUUUUUCUCCACUGAGAAUGUGCCCGUUGUGAUUUAUCUUCCAGGACAGUGAACUUCGAAAUCGUCAAGUAUCUGUAUGACUUCCUGUGAGCCUGCGGUGAGCAGAUGAGAGGCGACACGCUGUGACAGUAAGAUGAGACGGGACUCUCUACAUGAGAACAUGCUUAAGGACACACAGGACAAUUCAUCCAAUCAUGUCGCUGCCCCCUUGUGGUUGAUACACAAGCUUUUUCCUGUAGAGUUUCUGUGCCUCACAUGUUAAAUAUUUGCUUUUGUACAAAAUAAACUCCAUAUUGUAACGUUGAA